Cuscuta campestris is the source of this 1618-nucleotide messenger RNA. The record is from the annotation of a GenBank genome assembly. Lineage: Eukaryota; Viridiplantae; Streptophyta; Magnoliopsida; Solanales; Convolvulaceae.
AGAUAAAAUAGAUUAAAGAAGUGCAUUGGAUGAUGUGCAAAAAUGAAAGUGGACAAAAACUAGGGGACAGAGGGAGUAUUUUGUUUGAUUUGGAGUCAAAGUUUACUAAUUUGAUAAAAAAAAUCAAAAGUGGACAAAUACUCCGGAGUACUUCUUGUCAAAUUCGACCCUCCGGGACACUGACCAUUGCCUUGAUCGAUUUUCUUCAAAUUGGAAGGCAAUCUUGUUGGGGUAGAAGAUAAUCAUGGGAGAUUAACAAAACUUGCUACAAAGUGUAGUGCGAUGGUGAUGAAAACACAGAGAUGCGUUGAUGAUGCACCAUCAUCGGAGUGUCAGUGCAUUUGCACUGUUGUUAGCAAUGCAGAGGGUCAAAGUUGAGCAACGCAUGGGUGCAGUGCAAGAGCAAAUAUGGAGAACGAAAGCACAACUCUGACGAGUAGCACUAUCUUGGAGGGACUCAAAACAAAUGUGUAAAAGAAAAUGGAUGAUUACACUGAGUACAAAAGAUUUUUGGGAGUCGGAAGCAUCAAAGUCUGGCUUCUGUGGUAGGCGAGGAUGCAUUGGGGGAGCCGCUGUCCAUUUGGCGUUGAUGCGGGAGGGAUUCCCUCAUCCGAGCUAGACACCAUCUUUUUGGUGGUUGGCAACGAUGGUGGCGGCAGAGGCGGCGGCGGCAAGGGAUCGACGGCAGAGGCGACGGCGGCAAGGGAUCGACGGCGGAGGCGGCGGCGGCAAGGGAUAGAUGCUGGCGGCCAAGAAAGAAAGGAGAGAGAAAAAUAGAGACCUCGGGAGGGAUUCCCUUUCUUGCUCGCCGCCACACAUCUUCUCGCCGGUGCAACUCCAUCCGCCACAGCCUGGUUUGAGAAAAUCAAAACCAACUACAUCCCAGAAAAAAAAUGGAGAUUCGAUUUCAAGAAAUAGCUUGACCCCUUUUUUUGUCCACUCCCAUUCAACACGUUCAUUUCCACAUGUUUCAAGCAACACACAAGUGGGAUCUUCUAGAGGAGUACAUCCUUGAGUGAUUCACGCGAUGCGUUGCUACGGAUUUUGCUAGAAUUUUGGAUUUCCCAAAAAAAGGUAUUUAUAUUCGUGUUUUUGAGAUGGAAUGAAACACAGUCCUGUGCUUUGCUUCCAGGUUCACUUUCAAAUGCUCUAAUUUCCAAGAUCGUUGUUAAGGUAAGUACUACUUCUUCACAAAAUAGUUCUUCACAGAAAUCAUUGUUAAGAAUUCAAAUAAGAUAUUNGCCGAAUUAUAUAUGAAGGGGAAAGUGGGGGGGAAACACACAAUACAAUUAAUGGGACAUAAGGAAGCUUCCUAGCAAAUAUUCAUCAGCCCCUCAUGUCUUCUAGGUAGGGAGAAAAUUCAGAGAUGAUGUGUGGCUGUGGAGCUCCCUUCUCGGCCUUUAGUGCAUGGGAAAUAUUUAUGUGAAUAAUACCCAUACUUUGAUUGGUUUUUUGGGUGAUGUAUUCUCGGCCAAGUGGGGGUAAAAGAGAGGGAAGGCUGGCUGUUCUUUUGGAGGUAUCUCUUGGGUGUUUAUGUAGAGAAUAAGAGAGAGUUGAUUGAGUUAGUGGUGGGCCAGGGCUGUGCAGCUUUGUUGGGGAACAAAAAGGGGGGACAGGG